Messenger RNA from Pogoniulus pusillus (Red-fronted tinkerbird), 1897 nucleotides. It is a transcript of the gene EGFL7, whose product is annotated as EGF like domain multiple 7. NCBI's taxonomy places the organism in Eukaryota, Metazoa, Chordata, Aves, Piciformes, Lybiidae. Gene Ontology annotation, biological process: anatomical structure development. Bases 773 to 1588 code for a protein of 271 amino acids. The transcript has 8 exons. Gene Ontology annotation, cellular component: extracellular region; cell surface. Gene Ontology annotation, molecular function: signaling receptor binding; calcium ion binding. The record is from RefSeq and is a predicted model, not a curated record.
AUUGGCAGCUCUAGCAAUCGCCCACCCCUUCCUGGGAAACAGGGCUAACACAGCACCCUGCCUCCCAGCACAGCUCAGCUCCUGCUGGCUCAGAAGGAGCCCAGAGCUCGGUGCCCCAGUUUUUUCCCAGCCGAAAGGAGCUGGAGCUCAGCGCCCACCCCUGAGAUGCUGCUCACAUUCUGCACAAAAUCCGUUUUCACACACUGCAAUUCUCUCCCUCUGGCACCAAACCUCCUGCGUCCUGGUGGGCACUAAAACCACAGCCCAAAUUCCUCGCUCACACAGGCAGGCUGCAGCUCUGGCUUUGUUCUGCCCGUUGCAAGACAGACAAUUGCCGUUUAAGAGUUGCAUCUCCUGUAGCACUAAUCAGUGAGGCUGAGAGGCGUUUGCUGGAGUUAAUGGAAGCCAUCUGAUGUCCAUGCUAAUUCCCAGGCUUUUUACUCUAGUUACUAAUUGGGCUGGGAGGCUGAGGCAAGUAGAUGAGUUCCUCAGUGGGACUGACCUGCUUGGGCUGGAAAAUGUGGGGGGGAAAAGAAGAAUUUUAAAGCAAGACUGCUUUGGUUGUUAACCUUGGGAACGUUUUUGCCUGGCUCACGGUUAUCUCAGGGUGACUUUCAUCUGGCCUUGACUUCUCUUUUUGUUUCCUUGUGGUGAGCCUGACCCUUCCUGUGCAAUCAUUCAUCUCUCAGUGGCCACAGGGAUAUGUGUUGCAGGAGUACAAACAUCUCAGAAAGGAAAAAUCCACCCAGAAAGUGAGCAGGGAAGGAAGGUGAUGAAUGGAAGAACUGCUUUGAACAAAUCUUUCCUAAAUCAGGGCCUCAACUGCUCCCCUGGGACGGGCCGCAGGGUCUGUGCUGUGACGCCGCAGAGCCGCUCGGCCGCCCACACCGAGUCCCACGUCCAGCCUGUCUACCAGCCCUACCUCACCACCUGCCAGGGCCACCGCCUCUGCAGCACCUACAGGACCAUCUAUAGGGUUGCCUACAGGAAGAUCUACAGGCAGCUGCCCCAGUCCAUGGCUUCAUGCUGUCCUGGCUGGAGCAGAGCUGACAACCAUGCACUGAGCUGCAACAGAGCUCUCUGCUGGAUGCCGUGCCAGAACGGUGGGAGCUGCACCUUCCCUGGCAGAUGUGCCUGCCCACCCGGCUGGACAGGGAGAGCCUGCCAGACAGACGUGGAUGAAUGUGCUGGGCAGAGCCACGCGUGCGACCAGCUCUGCAUCAACACCGCCGGGAGCUACCACUGUGCCUGCCAGGAUGGCUUCAGCCUCGCUGCCGACCACAAAGCGUGCCAGCCCCUGGUGCCAGUGCCUGAGCCAGAAACCUUCAGCCAAGCAGGUGCCCACAGUGAAAUGAAGGAAGAAAUGAAGGACCUGAAGAGCAGAGUGGAAGCACUGGAGCAGAAACUCCAGUUGGUGCUGGCCCCCUUCCAUGACCUCAUGCCAUCUGCACCGGAGGACGUCGGUACAGACCCUAUCAGCCGCCUGUCCCACUCCCUCCAGCAGCUGGACAGAAUAGACUCCCUGAGUGAGCAGAUCUCCUUCCUUGAGGAGCGACUGGAGACAUGUUCCUGCAAGAAUGAACUUUAACCAAGUGCCCGAGGAACUGCAGCAAGCUGAGUGCAUCCACAGCUCUUAUCUCAUUCUCCAGCCCCAGGCUGGGGGCAAAGCCACAUCAUCUACAGGAAGGCACAGGGUGGCAGGAGAAGGCUAGUUUCCCAUCAGCAUCUCCAUUGUUUUCUCUUCCAGCUCACCUUACCAAAGGUCACACAGUUGCCUCCAAACUGGACUCUGAGCCCUCAGCAUCUCACCCCUCUUCUUUGGAGAGGCAGCAAAUAAAUGCCUUCUCCUGUGCCAUCAGUGCUCACCUAGCUGUGCCAGAGACUGGCUGUAUGUGAA